Messenger RNA from Salvia miltiorrhiza (redroot sage), 1466 nucleotides. RefSeq lists its product as uncharacterized. Bases 184 to 1302 code for a protein of 372 amino acids. The record is from RefSeq and is a predicted model, not a curated record. Lineage: Eukaryota; Viridiplantae; Streptophyta; Magnoliopsida; Lamiales; Lamiaceae. The transcript has 8 exons.
AAAUUGAGAUUGAAUCAUAUUCUACCCACGUGUCGCCAAAUCAUUGGCUAUUGGAAUUCGCACGCAGAUGACAUCCCUCUCUAUCUUCGAACGUCUUUCCCAACCGCCGUAACGCCCAUAAGCCUCUCCGCCGCCAACCAACUCCAAAACCACCAUUGCUCCGCCGCGUUCAAUCUUCAAAGAAUGGCCUUCAGCACAACCUCAAAGCUCAAUAGUGGGAAUACUUGGGCCACCGGAUCCAUCCACCACGAUUCUCGCACUCAUAGAGGAAGUGCGCCGCCAAGAAUCCGAAUUGCUGCGGCGGCGCAGUCGAGUGGCGGCAGAGUGACGGCGGAUUUCGAGGAGGGGCAGCUGGAGAGACCCAAAUGGACCGGCGAGACGCCGCUUUCGCGGCUCGUCGGAGCUCUGAUUUCAUUCAAACCCCUCUAUUCUGUAAUGAAGCUUGGUGCUAGACAAGUUUUGAUCAGUACAGCUGAAAAAACAAGCAUUCCGUGGAGGGAUAUGACUAAGGAGAUUUUGGAGUCCGAUGUUUACAAGGAGAAAGAUUCCAUUGAGGAUACCUCACUCGUUUAUCCAGAUUAUUAUCUCAAUCCUUUCCAUGCAUAUGAUGAGGGGAACCUUUCUUGGCUGGCUGCAGCAGAAGCAGAGGCGGCCACCAUGUCAAUGGUGAGAAGGGCUAUACCUCAUGCCUCAUCUCUCGAAGAAGCAAACCAAAUUGUUCGCGGAAAUUGGCUUCAAGCAAUAGAAAACCAUCAUUUGAAACACUCGGGAGGCACGAGAAUUGGUGAGAUUCUUGAUAUUGGAUGCUCAGUUGGUGUCAGCACGCGAUUUCUUGCUGAAAGAUUCGCCUCCGCCAAAGUCACAGGGCUCGAUUUAUCUCCUUACUUCCUCGCUGUUGCUCAACACAACGAGAAGAAGAGAAACGCAGGGGAGAAUAGAAUGAGAUGGAUCCAUGGAAAUGGGGAAAACACCGGCUUGCCCUCAAACUCCUUCGACCUUGUCUCCAUUGCUUAUGUGUUUCAUGAGUGCCCUGAAAGAGCAAUCAAGAAUAUGGUGGAGGAAGGUCUUCGGCUGCUUAGGCCGGGAGGCACGUUUGCUGUGACCGAUAACUCGCCAAAAUCCAAGAUUCUUCAGGAACUAUCACCAGUGCUGUUCACGUUGAUGAAGAGCACAGAGCCUUUUCUGGAUGAGUACUAUCUGACAGAUCUUGAAGGAGUGAUGAAGCGAGCUGGUUUCGCCAAUGUGCACACGCUCUUGACAGAUCCUAGGCACAGAACUGUCACUGCUACGGCGCCCUUUUGAUUCUUCUCUUUCAUUUUUCUUCCUUCUCACUUGUUUUAUUUAUCAUAACAAAAAUACAGAAAAAGCAUCUACUUUGGAUAAAACCCAAAUCUCAGGAUUCAGCCUUCAUUCAUGUAUAGCGUCGGCGAGUUGAAUUAAUUUGAUGAACCAAACUUUUUAUCAAA